Molecule: messenger RNA, 868 nt
Organism: Tachysurus fulvidraco (yellow catfish)
Lineage: Eukaryota; Metazoa; Chordata; Actinopteri; Siluriformes; Bagridae
Gene: fam162a
Product: family with sequence similarity 162 member A
Exons: 5
Coding region: 163-639 (158 amino acids)
Biological process (GO): cellular response to hypoxia; neuron apoptotic process; positive regulation of release of cytochrome c from mitochondria
Cellular component (GO): mitochondrion
Source: RefSeq, a predicted model, not a curated record
CAGUGAAGGUAGCACACAGACGCUAGCCAGCCUACGCACUUCAGCGACACAUCUCAUGAACCAGACGUGAUUUCAGUCUAAUUUGGUGUUUUGUGCGACUUUUCCCCGAAGUUUUAGGAAACUUUUGUUGUAGUUGUUAUUCGGAGAUAGUUAAUUAAAGCCAUGAUUUUUAACACAAUUAUCAGGUCUCGUGCUGCUUUUGGUACCUUUUUAGGCCAGAUGCAGAGGUUUGCCCCAAAUUCAUCAAGCUGUAGGAGUUUGUGCAUUAAACCACAAGAAGCCUCUGUGCCAACACAAGCACAAAGAGAAGGGUUUAAAAUGCCCGGCUACCGACCAACCGAGAUGGACAAGAAGAUACUCGUGUGGUCCGGACGCUUCAAAUCCAAGGAGCAGAUCCCAGAGCAUGUGUCAUUUGAGAUGCUCGACGCAGCCAGGAACAAAGUGCGUGUUAAGGCCUGCUAUAUCAUGAUAGCAAUGACUAUUGGAGGCUGCAUCGUGAUGGUCAUCAUGGGAAAACAGGCUGCAGGUCGCCAUGACAACCUGACCAGCAGGAACAUGGAGAGAAAGGCUCGGUUAAGAGAAGAGGCAAAGAAGGAACUAGAGUUGGAGGCGUCUCUGACUGAGAAAAAAGCGCAGUGAGGAGCUUUCCCUGAUCCCUGAUCAGGAACACUAAAGCUCCAUCACACAUUCACGAUUCAUUCAAACAGCGUAACUUAUUCCGAAAUAAUUUAACAGCAGUACAGUCAAGUUCCUGCACGCUUCAAUCAGUUCCUGCACUGUACGGAUCAUCUGCUUCAGUUUCGUUGAUGUAUUUUUGUUAUAGAGUUCUUUGAGUAAAAAAGAGAGAUUAAAUGAGACGUAUCCUACA